AGAGGAGGAUCGGCCCCUGGCGGGCUUCGGGAACAGCGACCGCGGCUGAGGAAGCCGGAGCCUGAACCACACCCAAGCCGCUGCCCUUGGCCUCUUUUACCCUCUUGCCGUCUUGCCAGAUACCGUGUUCCCGGUGGAAAGCAGCCGCCCACGCCCCGAGCAUCCUCCCUUGUUGAGUGGGCGCGGACGGACCCGGCGGCAUGAUGCGUCUGCGAGGCUCGACGACGCUGCGGGACCUGCUCUUGCGGCCGCCUGCCGCCAUCUGUGCGGUUCUGAGGAGAACGCAGCCCCUCGCCACCCAGUGCCAGCGCCCCCAGAGCGGCGGGCAGGCGGCCGCGGGCUCAGCGGCCGCCGUGCGGCUCUACCCCUGGUGGGGUGGGGGCGGCCGGCCAGCGGGGCCCUUCGCGCGGGGACUGUCCAGCUCCCCCUCGGAGAUCCUGCAGGAGCUGGGCAAGGAGGGCACGCAGCGACAGCAGCAAACGGGCGCGGCGACGCCUGCGGCCCCGCCAGCGCCCAGCCCCAAGGACAGCCCCGGGGAGACAGGCGCAUUCGGCAACAGCGAGGGCAAGGAGCUGGUGGCCUCGGGCGAAAAUAAAAUAAAACAGGGUCUGUUACCUAGCUUGGAGGAUUUGCUGUUCUAUACAAUUGCAGAAGGACAAGAGAAAAUACCUGUUCAUAAAUUUAUCACAGCACUCAAAUCUACAGGAUUACGAACGUCUGAUCCCAGGUUGAAAGAGUGUAUGGAUAUGUUAAGAUUAACUCUUCAAACAACAUCAGAUGGUGUCAUGCUAGACAAAGAUCUUUUUAAAAAAUGUGUUCAAAGCAACAUUGUUUUGUUGACACAAGCCUUUAGAAGAAAGUUUGUCAUUCCUGACUUUAUGUCUUUUACCUCUCACAUUGAUGAGUUAUAUGAAAGUGCUAAAAAGCAAUCUGGAGGAAAGGUUGCAGAUUAUAUUCCUCAACUAGCCAAGUUCAGUCCUGAUUUGUGGGGUGUGUCUGUUUGUACAGUAGAUGGACAGAGGCAUUCUACUGGAGAUACCAAAGUUCCAUUUUGUCUUCAGUCCUGUGUAAAACCUUUGAAAUAUGCCAUUGCUGUUAAUGAUCUUGGAACAGAAUACGUGCAUCGAUAUGUUGGGAAAGAGCCAAGUGGAUUAAGAUUCAACAAACUGUUUCUAAAUGAAGAUGAUAAGCCACACAAUCCUAUGGUAAAUGCUGGAGCAAUUGUUGUGACUUCAUUAAUAAAGCAAGGAGUGAAUAAUGCUGAAAAAUUUGACUAUGUGAUGCAGUUUUUGAAUAAGAUGGCUGGUAAUGAAUAUGUUGGAUUCAGUAAUGCAACGUUUCAGUCUGAAAGAGAAAGUGGAGAUCGAAAUUUUGCAAUAGGAUAUUACCUUAAAGAAAAAAAGUGUUUUCCAGAAGGCACAGACAUGGUUGGUAUAUUAGACUUCUAUUUCCAGUUGUGCUCCAUUGAAGUAACUUGUGAGUCAGCCAGUGUGAUGGCUGCGACACUGGCUAAUGGUGGGUUCUGCCCAAUUACUGGUGAAAGAGUUCUGAGCCCUGAAGCAGUUCGAAAUACACUGAGUUUGAUGCAUUCCUGUGGCAUGUAUGAUUUCUCAGGGCAGUUUGCUUUCCAUGUUGGUCUUCCUGCAAAAUCUGGAGUUGCUGGUGGCAUUCUUUUGGUUGUCCCCAAUGUCAUGGGCAUGAUGUGCUGGUCUCCUCCUCUGGACAAAAUGGGCAACAGUGUUAAGGGAAUUCAUUUCUGUCAUGAUCUAGUUUCUCUGUGUAAUUUCCAUAACUAUGAUAAUUUGAGGCACUUUGCAAAAAAACUUGAUCCUCGAAGAGAAGGUGGUGAUCAAAGGGUAAAGUCAGUGAUAAACCUUUUGUUUGCUGCAUAUACCGGAGAUGUGUCUGCACUUCGGAGAUUUGCUUUGUCAGCCAUGGAUAUGGAACAGCGAGACUACGAUUCUAGAACAGCACUCCAUGUAGCUGCUGCAGAGGGUCAUGUUGAAGUUGUUAAAUUUUUGCUGGAAGCCUGCAAAGUAAAUCCUUUCCCCAAGGACAGGUGGAAUAACACCCCCAUGGAUGAAGCGCUGCACUUUGGACACCACGAUGUAUUUAAAAUCCUCCAGGAAUACCAAGUCCAGUACACGCCUCAAGGAGAUUCCGACGAUGGAAAGGAAAACCAAACAGUCCAUAAGAAUCUUGAUGGAUUGUUAUAAUGGUCUUAAGCCCAAGAUUUCAUCACUUACCUAUUUAAUUGUGGAAAAUGAGUAUGAAGAACGUGUGUAUUUAUCUGGUAGUGAUGUAUAUUUUACAUUUGUCAUUUCAGUGUUACUGGAGCUUCAUUGUAUGCACAGGACAAAUCUGAUUUCUUUAGGAAAAAAUAGAAAUAAUGCAAUCUUCCUCCAUAAUGUGAGCAAUAUUUACCUCGUGCAUUGUAUAAUUUGAUGUAAAAGACAUAGUUUCCAACGCUAGCUUAAGUGUGUGGUCUUCAUGAUUUACUUUUGUGUGUUUUGUGAAUUUUCAGUCUGUGAUGAUGAUCUGCUGAUCUGCAUUUAUAAAUUAAGCUCUGUUGUACAGUCUGUCCAGAUGGAUCAAGGCUGCCUUUAGAAGCAAAGUAAUGUGAUUUUCAAGACUUCAAAUAUAGACUGAGUGUUUGAACAACUAUAUGCACCUAGGGUGUGUGAUUAAAAUGCCUCCUAUCACCCUAGCUUCAAGAUGUGACUCUUUGAGAAUUACAAUAGUUAACAGCUGUUAGUAGCACAGACCAAUUUUUUAUCAGGGACUCUGUUUAAGAUACGUUUGGUGACCAAAAUAUUUGUGUGAAUGUAGUUACAAUGCUUUUGAAAAAAUUUCCUUUUUCUGUAUCCCCUUAGUCCAGCCUCUCUUCCCAGACAUUUAUUUACUUGCCUCUUCCCUUUAGCUGCGAAAGUGGGUGCUGGCAUACUAUGCAGUUUUCAUGAUUUCCACAGUAAGUCAGAAAAUGCCUCCUGUAUCUGGCAUCGGAGCUACGUAACUAUGUCAUUGGUCUAUAGGAGAUGAACCAGAGACAAAUUAGAAAGCUAAAUACAAAUUAGUCAAAUUCAUCAGCCUAAAAAGGAAGGGACAUGCUAUUGCAGCUCUUUAACUAAGAAGAUAUUUUUCAGCUUCCAGGAUAAAGAUAAAGACAAAUCCAGAAGUGCUCUAAGCUACCAAAGUUUUUCUGAUGGUAUGGGAACUGCUACAAAUAACAUGUGCUUUUUAACCUAUCAUUAAAAGUCUGCGUCAACACAUUUGUUCUAUUUGAGAGACCACUAAAUAACUCGUUUCCUCCUGAUUCUCAGUAUGUAAAUUUUAGUGGACUCUAUAGUUUAAUAAGAAGAGGCAGUUUCAUCUUAAAGCGAGACCCACUGUUUGUCUUGGGGAAGAACUGCACAUAAAACACUGUCCCAUACCUGAGAGGUAAAGGGGUAUGUUGAGGAUUUCUCAUUAAGCACAUACACAGGCACACACACACACAAAUGGACUUCUUUGAAGCUGUGUUUAGUGAAAUGAGCAGAAUCGUCAACAACGUGAAUGUUAGCUGUCACAUUAAUACAGUAAAUUGCCUUUUAUUUUCCUAUCAGCACCACUGCUGCUUCCAAGCUUUAUCAUGCCUAACGACCCCCUUUCCACUCCAGCAGCCUCCAAGGGUUUUGAUGUUGCUUCCAGCCUACAUCAGUGGCUUCAGCCCUUGCCCUCCUCGUUACCUAGACAGCGCCUCCUUUCAUGGAACCACAGCCACUGUUCUUGAACUGUGCUGCAUCAGGCACAAAGUCAUUCCCAUGUGUGUGCUGUGGGGAAUAUGGUGGGUGGGCAUCUAUCUAGCCUGCUGCUGUGUUCUUGCCCCAUGGAUCUACCAAGCCACAUAAACAAGUAGCAUUUGCAGAAUGCUGCAAAGGAACAGCAUUAACUCCAAAGAUAUUAUGGGAUACACUCUUUAACUGAAAUCAAUUGAAAUAACUGCUCAAACUUGCUUUGUGUGAUUAAAAUGACAUGUGAAGACACUUAAAUUUUUUGGCUUGAAGAUUACUAAUGACUUUGAGGCUUUUCUCUAAUAGAUUCUAACUAUUAUUUGAGAACAAAGAAAGUUUUCAUAUUUUCUCAGAUCAAAACUAUUCCGUGGAACCUUUGUGGUUUAGUUAAAUGAGCCCUUUUUUACCUAUGAGGUUAUUUAUGACUCUGCCAGUUUCUGCUCUGUUUGCUGUCGACUGGUAUGGCAAGUACAUUUGGUUUAAAUGCUUUUGAUUAUGCUGUUGAAUGCUGCCAUCAGUAAUCCUCCAAAGAUCUUUUGUUUUGACUUUAGAAUCAUACGCGCUUUUUCUGUAUCAUGAGAGCUCUAUAUGGUCAUGUUUAAAGCUUUUUAUACAUUGUUGUUUUUGCUGGGAAAGUGGGUCUCAGUUCUAAUUAUUUCAUUUUGGGGGUGUAACGUGCUAUACCCCACUGCUGCCCCACACUGCCCUUUAGCUGCAAAACUGGAUUAGCUAUCAACAUUUGAUGAUGUCUGUCUGGCAAAGCCUGAAUGACUUGACGUUGGAUUUAAAUUCUUCCUGGGGAUUGGAUUGUACAGAUAUGAAUGUAUUUGCUUCCAGAAACUCCCAAAGUGAGUCCAAUCUUAAAAUUGUAAGUUGUAAGUAUUCUGAAAUUGGAAAAUAUUUAUUUUAAAUGAAAUCAGGUAGUGUUGCUUUUUACAGCAUAAUAAAUACAUGUAUUUAAAAAAAA
Messenger RNA from Manis pentadactyla (Chinese pangolin), 4737 nucleotides. It is a transcript of the gene GLS, whose product is annotated as glutaminase. Gene Ontology annotation, biological process: L-glutamine catabolic process. The transcript is spliced from 18 exons. Lineage: Eukaryota; Metazoa; Chordata; Mammalia; Pholidota; Manidae. The record is from RefSeq and is a predicted model, not a curated record. Gene Ontology annotation, molecular function: protein binding; glutaminase activity. Bases 201 to 2216 code for a protein of 671 amino acids.